Messenger RNA from Salvia splendens (bonfire salvia), 3587 nucleotides. Its product is annotated as putative pentatricopeptide repeat-containing protein At2g01510. The record is from RefSeq and is a predicted model, not a curated record. Lineage: Eukaryota; Viridiplantae; Streptophyta; Magnoliopsida; Lamiales; Lamiaceae. The transcript is spliced from 6 exons. Gene Ontology annotation, molecular function: protein binding; zinc ion binding; RNA binding. The coding region runs from base 368 to 2830 and encodes 820 amino acids. Gene Ontology annotation, biological process: RNA modification.
CAUUAAAAAUGGUAUUCAAAUUAAUUUUCGUAGGUAAAAGUAAAAAGGAUUCCUUCCCUAUCAUCCCACAGGCUGUCCAGGCGCCGCCGCCGCCACAAGCCCGUCCAGGCGCCGCCGCGACUGCCUACAUUUCUAUCGCCGGUUGUUCGAUUGACUAGAGAAAGCAGAUAACUUUAUUACUUGAGCAGGGGGACAUAAUUAUUCAGUGAAAAAAGAAGAAUAGACUCUGUUCCAAAAUACAAUUUCUUUGCAAUCCCGAUUGAAGGAAUUUUCGGCGACUAAAAGCAACAUCCUCCAUAGUUUCCAAUGAGUAAUCUUGCUUAAACCAUUUGAUAGAAGGCCCGAGAGCCUUCUUCAGCAAGGAGACAUGAAAGACUGGGCGCACACGCGAUCCCUCUGGUUCUUUCGCAAGGCCACAUAUUUCAAUGGAAAAGGUUGUAACUUCAGCUCGUUUGGCUCGAAUUUGGUGGAUGCUCGCUCCAUCAAGACUGGUUUUGACUUGGAGAUCAGUCGGUACAACUUCCAGCUCAAGCAUUUGGUUGCACAGAGCAAGCUCUCCGAGGCAAGCAAAUUGUUCGAUGAAAUGCCCCGCAGAAACAUAUGCUCGGUGAACAUGAUGAUCUCCUGUCAUGUCAAGUCAGGCAAUCUUGCUUAUGCCCACCAGUUGUUUGAUGGUAUGGGUGACCGGACUGCGGUGUCGUGGACGAUUCUCAUGGGGGGAUAUGCGCGAAGUAAUAAACCUAUGGGUGCUUUUAAUCUUUAUGCUGAAAUGUUUAGGUCGGGGAUGAAACCCGAUCAUGUGACUGUGACGACUCUUUUGUCGAGCUACGAUGAGACUGUGGCUAGAAAUGAUGUGCACCAGGUUCAUUCUCAUAUCACUAAAUUAGGAUUUGGCUGUGACCUUGGUGUUUGUAACAGUUUGAUUGAUGCUUACUGCAAAUCUCGAAAUCUUAGUUUAGCUUUUCAGCUGUUUAAGGAAAUGGUGGUGGGGGAUAUCAUUACUUAUAACACGUUGAUUACAGGGUACGCGAAAGAAGGGAUUCGUGAAGAAGCCAUAAAGCUUUUUUCAGAAAUGCAGCAUUUUGGUUUUAGGCCGUCGGAUUUCACUUUUGCGGCCCUUUUACAUGCAUGUGCUGGAAUGGAUGGUGCAAUCCUCGGGCAACAGGUUCAUGGUCUGGUGAUCAAGACAAACUUCCAUUGGGAUGUAUUUGUUGGCAACGCGCUUCUUGAUUUUUACUCCAAGCAAGAUUGUAUGGAAGAUGUGAGGAAGUUGUUUUAUGAAAUGAUGGAGCUGGAUGGUGUAUCUUACAAUAUUUUCAUCACAAGUUAUGCAUGGAAUGGAAAAAUUGAAGAGGUUUUCGAGCUCUUCAGAGAGUUACAGUUGAGCAAGUUCAGUAGGAGAAACUUUCCCUUUGCAACUUUGUUGAGUAUAGCGGCAAAUACGCAAGAUAUAGAGAUGGGAAAGCAGAUCCAUGCACAGACACUUUUGACGACAGCUGAUUCAGAGAAUCAAGUAGGGAAUGCCCUCGUUGACAUGUAUGCCAAAUGUGGCAGAUUUGAUGAAGCAGAUGUUAUAUUUAAGAAUUUGGCUAGCAAAAGCUCGGUUUCCUGGACAGCUAUGAUAUCAGCCUAUAUUUAUCUAGGCCUCCAUGACGAAGCCCUUAAGCUGUUCAAUGAGAUGCGAGGGAAUGAUGUCCGUGGGGACCAAGCAACAUUUGCUUCUGUUUUGAGAGCUGCAGCGAACCUGGCCUUAGUUUCACUUGGGAAGCAAUUGCACUCGUGCAUCAUUGGUGCUGGAUUUAUGUCAAAUGUCUUCUGUGGUAGUGCACUCCUAGACAUGUAUGCUAAAUGUGGAUCUUUGAAGGAUGCGGUCGUAGUUUUCAAAGAUAUGCCUGAGAGAAACACAAUAUCAUGGAACGCUCUGAUAUCUGCAUAUGCUCAGAACGGAGAUGGUAAAGCCACUCUGAGGUCCUUCGAAGAGAUGAUAAAGUCAGGUCUUCAUCCCGAUCCAGUUAGCUUUCUUAGUGUUUUGACUGCCUGCAGCCACUCGGGGCAUGUUGAUGAAGCGUUAGAGCAUUUCAAUCUCAUGACCCAAACUUACAAAGUUGUUCCAAGGAAAGAGCACUAUGCCUCGUUGGUAGAUGCCCUAUGCAGACGGGGCAGAUUUAAUGAAGCAGAGGUGUUCAUGGCCCAAAUGCCGUUCACACCAGAUGAAAUCAUAUGGUCGUCCAUUUUAUAUUCAUGCAGGAUCCAUAAGAAUCAAGAGUUAGCUAAGAAAGCAGCGGAUGAACUCUUUAAGCUAGAUGAGCUUAGGGAUGCUGGUGCCUAUGUUACCAUGUCUAAUAUUUAUGCAGAGGCGGGAGACUGGGAACACAUGGCAAAGGUGAAGAAGGCUAUGAGAGAUCGUGGAGUACGUAAAGUGGCUGCUUAUAGCUGGGUUGAAAUUAAACAAAAGGUUCAUGCCUUCACUGCCAAUGAUAGGACUCAUCCACUUAGUGAGGAGAUUACGAGAAAGAUAGACAUUUUGACGGAACAGAUGGAAAGGGAAGGAUACAAGCCUGAUGUUAGUUGUACUCUUCAAAAUGUGAGUGACAAACUAAAAGCAGAAUCACUAAAAUAUCACAGUGAAAGGCUGGCAAUUGCGUUUGCACUCAUAACUACUCCAGAGGGAUCGCCUAUACUGGUGAUGAAAAACCUAAGAGCUUGUGUAGACUGCCAUGCUGCUAUAAAAGUGAUCUCAAGAAUUGUUAAACGGGAAAUUACUGUUAGGGAUUGUAAUAGGUUCCAUCAUUUUAAAGAUGGAGUAUGUUCGUGUGGUGAUUAUUGGUGAUCUAUAUUCGUCCACACAUGAACGGUUAUACAUUGGUUGUUUUAGCUCAACCCAUUAGCUUCCUCGUUUGAAAGAACAAUAGUGGCGACAAGGUUAUAUCCGGACCAUAGGAUGACGAGGCUCCUUACGAGUGUCAAGCUUCUUGGUGGCUGCUCAGAUUCUGUUGAGAAUAUUGAUGCUAGGCUAUGCUCUUUCAAAGAUGGAAAAAGCACAAAGUUGUUCCCAGUAAACGUUUCGUACUGAGGAUGAGGGAAGCCUCACUCUUCCCCAAUGUACAACUGGAGUAAAGAAGUGCGACGUCUCUCCAUGAGUCCAUCUAAUAAAUGGAACUAUCCAAGGUGUAUUUAGCAGGCCAGGAGAAAUUUUUCAAACACUCGCAACCAGAGGACUCAACGAUGUGUGAGUACUUGUCGAAGAUGUCGGGACAUCCCUCUAUGGCAAGUUGUUGGAGUGCAGAUGUAUACUUAUGCAAUGUGACGUCUGGUUAUUGUUGAAAGUAUUCAUCAUCACUCGCCAAUAUAUCUGCUAUGCGCAAGAAUGACAUUUGGUAAAUGCUAAAACAACGUCUGAAGACAUCAGGUCAAUAUCGCGGUUGCUCGACGAGCCUUUCCUCACCAAGCUCGUAGCCACAAUGUACGUACCAAUGGGUUCUUGGUGUAGGAACCGGUAGAGGGUUCACUUAGUACUCCUGACUUUUGAGCUUGAUGAAUAUAUUCUAGCAGCUUUUGAAACACUUGGUAAUAAUUUGUCGUCAUGA